CUGCUCCACGUCCGUCCCUGCCCGGGCGGGGCAGGACGGGGGGUCCCCGCCGCCGCCGCCAGCGGGCCCCUUGCCGGUGGCGGCGCUCCCGGGCCAGGCCGUGCAGCGCGCCAUGAACGCGGGCGGCGGGAGGGCGCCGGGCUUCCCCGGCCCCGUGCCGUUUCCAGGAGGCACCACUGUCCUAGUGGAGCUCACCCCGGAUACUCACAUUUGUGGCAUUUGCAAGCAGCAGUUCAAUAACCUAGAUGCCUUCGUUGCUCACAAGCAAAGCGGCUGCCAGCUGAUCAGUGCAAAUGGAACCACUAGUACAGUCCAGUUUGUCUCAGAAGAAACUGUGCCAUCAACACAGACUCAAACCACAACCAGAACAAUCACUUCAGAGACUCAGACCAUCACAGUUUCUGCUCCAGAGUUUGUUUUUGAGCAUGGCUACCAAACAUAUCUGCCCAAUGAGAGCCGUGAACCUCAGAUCGCCGCUGUUGUCUCUCCAUCAUCAAAAACGCGUUCCAGAAAAUCCACUACUGCAGUUGUCCAAAAGAAAUUGAACUGCUGCUAUCCAGGUUGCCAAUUCAAGACAUCAUACGGUAUGAAAGACGUGGAACGUCAUUUAAGAACACACACAGGAGAUAAGCCCCAUAAAUGUGAGGUGUGUAGCAAGUGCUUCAGUCGCAAAGAUAAGCUGAAGAUGCACAUGCGCUCCCAUACUGGGGUGAAACCUUACAAGUGUAAACACUGUGACUAUGCAGCUGCCGACAACAGCAGUCUCAACAAGCACCAGCGCAUCCACUCAAAUGAGCGUCCUUUUAAAUGCCAGAUCUGUCCUUAUGCAAGCCGCAACUCUAGCCAGCUUACUGUGCAUCUCAGAUCCCAUACUGGAGAUGCUCCGUUUCAAUGUCGGAUGUGUAGUGCUAAAUUUAAAAUCAACUCAGACUUGAAGAGGCACAUGCGUGUGCACUCUGGAGAGAAGCCUUACAAGUGUGAGUUCUGUGACGUCCGCUGUGCCAUGAAAGGGAACCUGAAAUCACACAUCCGCAUCAAGCACAGCAUGGAGAACACACUCAAGUGUCCGGAGUGCGAGUUCCAGUGCGGAAACAAAACAACCCUUCGGCAUCACUUAAGAACCCAUCAGCCUGAGCAGCCAGUGAAGUGCUCAAAAUGUAACUACUCUUGCUCUAACAAGGCGGCUCUCAAGGUGCACGAGAGAAUUCACUGCGAGGAUCGCCCUUUCAAAUGUGACUUCUGCAGCUUUGAUACCAAGCAGCGGAGCAAUCUGACCACGCACGUGAAGAAAGCCCAUGCAGACAAAGUCAAGAUCAAAAAGCAAACCUCUGAGAAGAAAGAGGGAGAUAAGUCAAAGCAGGGCAGCUCCAGGCAAAUAGCCAAAUUGGAUGCCAAGAAAGCAUUUAAGUGUAGCCUGUGUGAGGCUUCCUUUGUCCGAGAAGAUUCUCUUAGGAGCCAUAAGAAGCAGCACAGAGAGUAUAAUGGGACCAAAAGUACUGAACUGGCUGUUUUGCAGUUGCACAUGGACCCAAGUAGGCAGACCAGUGCCCCGAUUACAGUGAGUCACCUUCAAGUUCCAAUUCAAGCCACUCAGGUUUCUCCUUACAGUGAAGAAAGGGUCAAGAUCAUUGCUGGCCAUCAAGUGCCUCAAGUUAAUAGAACAGUUCAGGCUGCUUCAGUGAAUGUUAUGCCUCCCACAUUAGUUGGCCAGAAUCAGGAAGACCUAUCUGCGAGUAGCCAGUUGCAAAUACUGCGCCAAGUCAGUCUGCUGGCACCGCCUCAUCCCCCUGUUUCUCAAAGCGAAGCUGUGUCAGUGGGGCAGCCGGCAGUUCUUCUCACUGCCCAGGACCAAAGUGACAGCAGUGCUCUCCGCCAGACGUUGAUUCCUGCUGCUUCAGUCAGUAGUCACAGGGCUUCAGCAAGCCAGACUUUCAUCAAUGAUUCUGGAAUCAGCUGCUCUGACUUGGAAGGGCUCAAUGCUUUGAUUCAAGAAGGGGCAACAGACGUGGCUGUGGUUAGUGAUGGAGGUCAGAGUAUCUCUGUGUCCACUUCAGCUCCCCCUCCUCCCAUCUUUUCCUCAUCCUCUCAUACACAAGCACCUAAGCAGACCUACUCCAUCAUUCAAAGUGGAGCCCAUACAGCUUUGCUGUGUCCUGCAGACUCCAUACCAGAUUAGUUAAAAAACUAGUGCAAAUUCCGCCCUGGAUUGCCUUGUGAAACCUUGAAGUCAGUGGGAUUUUCAUGACACUUAAGUGAGGGCCAGAUUUUCAGGUGUCCUAAGAUUGGCCUCUAACAUUCCAUUUGCACCACUUUGCAUGUAUGUUGCAUUCUCACAUAUACAUGCAGUGACUUGCACCUGCACACGAGUCUGUGCACGGUAACAUGCAUUGGAAACUAGAUGCUACAGUCUUUGAAAAAUGUGAUCCUGAAUAUCAAAGCAACUGUUUAAAAUUUAAUGUUUGAAAAAAACUUCCCAGAGCAGGAUUUACUUUGUGCAGCAAAUGUCUUAUUUAAACAAAAUAGUUUUUGUUUUUCUUUUUUUUUAAUCAAAUGCAAAGAACAUCGCGCCUUAAGAUACCAUCAUGACAAAUUCCAAUCCCCUUUGAAAAGUCUGAGGGCAGGUCUACACUAUGGGGGAAAGUCAAUCUAAGCCACACAAUUUGAGUUACGUUAGUAGCGUAAUUCAGGUCAACGUAGCUUAGAUGUACACUUACCGUGGGGUCCAUACUAUGCUUUGUCAAUGGGAGUCGCUCUCCCAUUGAUUCCCCCUAGUCUUCUCCAUCCAGUGGAAUACUGGAGUCGACAGGAGAGCGAUCUGUGGUCUAUUUAGCGAGUCUAUUAUUUAGAUGAUAAAAAAUUAACAGUAUAUUAAACAACAUUAAGAAUUAAGGCCCCAGUCCUUCAAACACGCAUCUGCUUAACUUCACUUGAAUAGCCCCACUGAAGUGUUUGCAGGAUUGGGGUCUAAAUUUGUAAAUGUUGAUUUUUUUUUUCCCAUUUAGAUUCAGAACCAGACUCAUCAGGAUGAAUUGGAGCCAGAUUUUCAAAAGUGCUCAGCACACAGCAGCUCCUAAUGUGACAGUUAUCACCAGACUUUUCCAAAAUGCUCAGAGCCCUUCUGGCUGAGUUUUUUUGGGGAAAAAAAUCUGGGCAUUGAUUUCAGUGCAUAAAUGGGAGCUGAGAUCUUUUCAGUGUCUGGCCCCUAGAAGCUAAAUGGAGCAUUGACAAAGAGCCUGAGGUCUGAUCUGGUGUCCAUUGAAGUUGAUGGAAAGAACUCCAUUCACUUCUGUAGGAAUUGGAUCAGAUCCUUGGAUGCUGGUCCUGGCUGAUUAUUAGUCCCCAAGAAAUGCCCUACACCACAAAAAUGAUUUUGGGAUUCUGUCUAGAGAUUUGUAGUAAUUGCUAAUUAUACGAAAAGUCUAUUGAAGUUGAUAGGGUUUGGGGGCACUUAGCACCUUGCUUGAGACACUCAUGCAGAAUCAGACCCCAAAUUACUUCUCUUAAAAUAAUAGAAUGCUGUCUGUGUGUUGGUGAUACUUUGUGUCAUAACAGAUCUUUUAUGCAAAUCAUGUAUACAGCACAAUGCUCUGUAUCAGAAGGGUCCUUUUAAAAAAAAAAAAAUACAAUAUAUUUUUCCAAAUACA
Mauremys reevesii (Reeves's turtle) is the source of this 3644-nucleotide messenger RNA. It is a transcript of the gene ZFP64, whose product is annotated as ZFP64 zinc finger protein. Gene Ontology annotation, cellular component: nucleus. The record is from RefSeq and is a predicted model, not a curated record. Gene Ontology annotation, molecular function: RNA polymerase II cis-regulatory region sequence-specific DNA binding; DNA-binding transcription activator activity, RNA polymerase II-specific. Gene Ontology annotation, biological process: regulation of transcription by RNA polymerase II. The transcript has 6 exons. Bases 113 to 2176 code for a protein of 687 amino acids. NCBI's taxonomy places the organism in Eukaryota, Metazoa, Chordata, Testudines, Geoemydidae.